GAGAGAGUAGAGAGAUAGAGAGAGAUGCCGAAGCGAACGACGCAUACGUAUUCGAGCGAGGACGCUUUGCCGGAAGGCCCUGACUCCGAUCUCUUCGUUUACUACUGUAAGCCUUGCGGCUCCCAUGUUCUCAUCACCGUUGAAAUGUGAUGAAGUGUUUGUGUCUAUACACUGAAGUGGAGUAUAUUUUUUAGAUACUCAAUUGCAGAAAAUGCCCAAAAGAAAAACAGAUAAUGCAUAUGUUUUGGACAGGAAGAAGCAUCUGGCAAGGCUGAAUACUAGCGAAGCAGGAAAGAUCCUCUUGAAGCGUGGCGAAGGGAAAGUGGAGAGGCAGUAUCGAAUGAAUUGUGUGGGCUGUGAGCUUUUUGUUUGCUAUCGUGCAGAAGAAGACCUGGAGUCUGCUUCGUACAUAUACGUAGUUGAUGGUGCACUCAGUACAAUUGCUGCUGAAACUAAUCCACAGGAUGCUCCUGUUCCACCUUGCAUAUCCCAAUUAGAAGGGGGUCUUGUGCAAGUAGCCAUAGAAGUGGAAGACCGUGCACAGCGUUCUGCAAUCACAAGAGUGAACGCUGAUGACGUUCGAGUUUCUGUAGCUGCAGUUGCUGCCCGAGGAGAAGCUAACAAUGAGCUUUUGGAAUUCAUGGGGAAGGUGUUGGGUCUAAAAUUAAGCCAGAUGACACUUCAACGAGGGUGGAAUAACAAAUCAAAGCUCCUGGUGGUAGAAGAUUUGACAGCUAGACAGGUCUACGAGAAGCUUCUCGAAGCAGCACAACCAUGAGAUAUGCAUUUGAGGAAAACGUUUCGACUCAAUAGCUUGGCUACUUCGGCAUGUUUUAAUAGACUUCUUCGACUGCAGAUGUUUCCUCUCUCUUGUCAUGUAACUUGUGUUUGUAAUUUGAGGAAUAUGUUGUUUCAAACCCAAGAGUUUUGGACAGAGGACUAGAAAUUCUACAAAUUCGCCCAAAAGUUCUAAAUAUUAUUUUUCUUAAAAACUGAAAUUUACCAGUAUCCCUUAUUA
Molecule: messenger RNA, 1018 nt
Organism: Salvia splendens (bonfire salvia)
Lineage: Eukaryota; Viridiplantae; Streptophyta; Magnoliopsida; Lamiales; Lamiaceae
Product: UPF0235 protein At5g63440
Exons: 7
Coding region: 212-778 (188 amino acids)
Source: RefSeq, a predicted model, not a curated record